Gymnogyps californianus (California condor) is the source of this 9871-nucleotide messenger RNA. It is a transcript of the gene MYO15B, whose product is annotated as myosin XVB. Gene Ontology annotation, molecular function: ATP binding; cytoskeletal motor activity; protein binding. The transcript is spliced from 64 exons. NCBI's taxonomy places the organism in Eukaryota, Metazoa, Chordata, Aves, Accipitriformes, Cathartidae. Bases 1 to 9840 code for a protein of 3279 amino acids. Gene Ontology annotation, cellular component: myosin complex; cytoskeleton. The record is from RefSeq and is a predicted model, not a curated record.
AUGACAUCAGGACAAGAAAGUGAGGACAGUAGCGAUAAGGAGGAAAAGGCCACCACAAACAGCAAGAAACACAGUCUUAAAAAGAAGCGUGGAAAGCGUCCUGCUGUUAGUGAAAAAGUCACCGAGUCAGAGUCUGUAAAGUCAAUUGCAGUGCAAAGUAUUGAAGGCUCUCUUCAGAAACAUGACUCGCUGCAGAAGGCACACAAUGCCAGGCAUAGGGAAAAGCACAAUGAGAAUCAUGGCUUUAAGGAAGCUUCUGAGCAGAAGUCAGGUUCUCAAUCCCAAGGCAGUAUGGCACAGGGAAAAGGUGAGAGAACUGGGAAAAAGCAAGUUGGAAAAUAUACCAGGAUUAUUGUCACUGAUAGCGCAGAAGAAAAUAUCCUGGAAACCUCAGAUAACUCCUGCUCUGACUGCAGCAAUGAAGGCCAUUGGACCCAUAAAAAAGGUACAAAAGAGACUGUAGUGCACAGCACUGCAAGCAGUGAAGAGAAGAGUAGUUCUUCAGAGGAAGAUGGCAUCAGUGAGAAAGAAGCCACAUUCAAGGAUCCUCCUGUGGCUGAAGGAAAAGGCUGCAAGGAACUGCUUGAUGAAAGCAAUGAAGCAUCUAAUGAAACUGAAAGGGAGCAGGUGACCACAGGUGGAAGGAAUGAAUCUGAGGAUGAAGGCACUGACUUUGCAGGAUUGGAGGCAGAGGAGAAAAUGAAGAAGCAAGAUGACAUGCCAGUACAACCAAAAUCUAUUCUAGCUGAGAGCAGUGAGAAAGAUGAUGAUGUAAGCAUUUCAGGAUUCCAACUUAAAAGUCUUAAGAACAAAGAAAAUGGCAAUAAUGAAGUAGGCAAGGAAAAUACAUUAGAAAAUGACAAAGUUCAAGAUACGUCAAAAGGUGUGCGUGAUAAAUCUGACAGCAGUGGGGAGAACAGCACUGAAGAGAGCAUUGACAGAGGAAAAGAAAAUGCAACAAAACAACGACUGCCUAGUGCUGUGAAAGCAAAACUCCAUGUUCGCCUUAGCAAAGUGCUUCAAGGAACUGAACAGGAAGAGAAGGUGAAUGAUGAAGGCAGUGCACUGGCAGAUAGCCCUUUGCUCUCCAAGCAGCAGAUGACAUUGAAAGAGAAAUCUGGGAGGUGUGAGAUUGCAGAACAAGGUAAAGUCGUAGGACAUAUGCAGAGGGACAGUUCAUCAGACUGUAGCAAGCAGGAGUUAGCAGCGAUGAUGCUUACAAAGAAAUGCUCUUCUCAAUCCCAAAUCCUUCUCAAUCUGAAAAACAAACAUAAAAAUGCUGAGACCAAACUAUUAACAAGCUGUAAACCAAAUCCUGUCCAGAUGGCUUUGGAAACCAACUCUGACCUGAAAAAUGUUGAAAGCAUCUGUUCAAAACCCACGACUCUAGAAACGCUCAGUACUCAGAAAAAAACCAACGUAGUUCAGAGUUUUGGAGUGAAAAGAUUAAAUCUUUCAAAUAUUUCAAGCUGCUCCACUAUUACAAAAAAAUCAUCUGAUAAGCAGCUCCUUGGCAAGAAGAAGAAAGUUGGAAAAGUUACUGGAAAAGUUAAACUGAGUUCAGGCCAGACUGUAGAGGCAAAAAAAGAUAAAGCAGAAGAAGUGGUUGCAGAGGCAUCUUCUGAAAAAGAAAAUGUGCAUGAUGGGAAAGGAUCCAAGUACUUGCACACCCAUUCUGCUUUUAGAAAAGUCACCAGCUGGCUUGGUCAAAAACCUGCCAAGAAAGCAAGCCUGAAAUCUCGUCUUCUGAGCGUGGCACGUGCAAUUGGUAUUUCAAGAUGGAUCUUGAAGAAAUUUGGGAAGAGGAAAAGGAGCAGCAAACCUUUUGGAUUCAGAAGUAGAGUGGCUAUCCGGAUUGUAAGCACUGCUGGGUGGGUUGGUCGGUCUGGCAAAGCCUUCCCUGGUGCAGCCAGACAGCUGGGGAGGGCUGAGUUGAGUGACAAAGAAUCUUCUCCUCCAUUAGUGGAGGGGAAAGGUGGUCCUAAAAUGGCAGAGGAAGUGGGACACAUUGAUUUGCCUUCUGGUGAUUCCCCUCUUCAUGGAACUAGUUCCUUUCCAUGCUUACUUAGCUUGGAUGAGGAGAAGAACAAUGCUACUGAUGCCAAGUUUGCUAUAGUAUUCCCCAGAGUCCACAGCAUGGUUACAACAAAGAGCUCCUUAUCCAGGGGCUCUGGGAAUGGUUUUUCCCUAGAGAAACUGAGAUCUCUAUCAGGCAGAAAAUCUGUGAUGCCUGUGCAACAGGAUUGCAGAUUGAAAUGUGACCUUCCCAGAUCUUUGAUGGAUCAAAGCCCUCAGAGAAACAGUGAACAGGGCUUCCUUCCACAUCAAGAGGAGGAUCCAAUAUGUACAUCAGAUUAUUCCAGUGAGGCAGAUGUCAAAGAGGGUUCAGGUGUCCUCCAGACUGCAGGGUCCAUAGUCACACCUUGUGUUCACUGGUCUCAGCAGCAGGCUCAGGGAUGUGAUCCUGCAGCAUGGCUGAACUCUGAAUUGCUGCUGCCACGACUAACCAUUGAGAACCUCAGUAAAUGGGCCAUCUACAAGGACCCACAUCUGGCCAACAGCCAUGUGAUGAAGGUCUGCAAGGAUCAGUGGGAGGCAGAAGACAUCACUGACAAUAUGCUAGAGAUGGAAUUCAUGCAGAAACAGGUGUACAUGUGUGAAGACCACUGUGUAGAAGUUGAGGAGAUUGAAGAUCUAACCAGACUGGAGGAAGUCUGUGAGAGCUCAGUUCUUCUGUGUCUGAAGAAGCGGUUCCAUCGCAAUCUUAUUUAUGUAUGGACUUACAUUGGGCAAAUUUUGGUUUCUGUGAAUCCUUUCAAAGACCUCAGUAUCUACUCUGAAGAUGUGGCUACCCAGUACCACCAAGGGACUCUCUCAAAAAAUGCCCCACACAUCUUUGCCAUAGCAGAAAUGGCCUACACGCUAUCCCAGUCAUCAGAGCAAGAGCAGUGUGUCAUCAUCAGCUUCCUUACCUCUUGUUCCUCCAGCGGACACAGUGGAUCAGGUAAAACAGAAGCUGCCAAAGCAAUUGUGCAAUACCUGACCAUGCUGUACCAGAGAUCAGACAGCCACAGAAUCAGACAGCCCUGCAAUGUCCUACCCAUCCUGCAGAGUUUUGGGAAUGCCAGAACCAUCCUCAAUGAUAACUCAAGCCGUUUUGGAAAGCUUCUGAACGUUCACCUGCGACAUGGCGUCGUGGUGGGAACAUCCAUCUCCCAGUACCUGCUGGAGAAGUCUCGUGUGGUUUUUCAGGCCCAUGGUGAGAGGAACUACCAUGUGUUUUAUGAGCUACUGGCUGGGCUGCCUGUGGAGCAGAAAGAGGAGUUGUACUUGCAAGAGGCAGAGUCUUACUUUUACCUGAAUCAGGGCAGAGCCUGUGACAUCCUGGGGAAGGAGGACAGUCAGGACUUUCUGGUCUUGGUGCAAGCUCUGGAGGGAAUCAGCCUCUCGGAUGAUCAGCUGACCUCCACCUGGGCUGUCCUGGCUGCCAUUCUGCAACUGGGGAAUAUCUGCUUUACCUCCUAUGAGAAAGAAUCCUAUGAACAUGCAGCCAUCGCCAGUGACACUGAGAUUCAGAUUGUGGCCAAUUUGUUGCGUGUCUCAGCAGAUUUCCUGCAAAGUGCUGUCACUCACCGUGUCACUGUGACAUCUUAUGAUCGGAUCUUCACUCCUCUGUCUGUAGAAGAAGCCAUUAAUGCAAGGGACUCCAUUGCCAAGACUCUGUAUUACCUGCUCUUUGAGUGGCUGCUGCUGAGAAUCAAUGAGUGGUUGGCUCCCUGGGAGUCGGACUGUGCCAUGGGCAUUGUGGACAUACAUGGUUUUGAGGAUCUAGGUGUGAACAGCUUAGAGCAACUCUGCAUCAACUUUGCCAAUGAGCAUCUCCAGCGUUUUUUCAGCCAGACUGUCAUUGCCCAGGAAGAGGAGGAAUAUAGCCAGGAGCAGUUAGCUUGGAUCCCUAUUUCCAAGAUGUACAGUGAGUCAUGCCUAGAUUUCAUUGCUGCAAAACCCCAUGGCAUCUUGCGUAUCCUGGAUGACCAGACUUCAUUGACUCAGGCCACUGACCACACUUUCCUCCAGAAGUGUCAUUACCAUCAUGGAAACAGCCCUUGGUACAGCAAGCCCAAGUUGCCUUUGCCAGUCUUCACUGUGAAGCACUAUGCAGGCCCUGUCACCUAUCAGGUCCACAAGUUUCUGAACAAAAACCGUGACCAGCUGCAUCCAGAGGUGCUGGAUAUCUUCUCUCAGAGCCGCCUCAAGGUGGUGUCUCACAUUUUCCAGAAGGCUAAAGCUGCCUAUAGUCAGCAAAAGGAGCUGGGGGCCAGAGGCAAAGGGCUCAAGCCUCAGGCCUCCACACUGGCGUCCAAAUUCCAGCAGUCUUUGCAGGACCUCACAGCCAAGCUGAGGAGGAGCCAUGCCUUCUUCAUUCGGUGCAUCACCCCUAAUCCCAAAAAGCUAUCAAAUGUCUUUGAUAUGGAGUAUGUCACUUGUCAGCUGCAACAUUCUGGGAUACUGGAGGCUAUCCACAUUAGAAAGGAGGGGUACCCAGUCCGUCUUCCAUUCCAGAACUUCCUAGCCAGGUACAGUGGUGUCUUUCUGAAGGAGAAGGCCAGGCAGCUUCUGGAGAGACGAUGGAACCAGAGGCAGAGUUGGGCCAUCGUUACUCUGCAAAGGAACUUCCGAUGCCUCCUUCGCCGCAGACGCCUCCGUGUCCUCCAGGAGAAAGUCACAAUCAUUCAGGCUCACUUCCGAGGUUACCAGGCAAGGAAGCGUUACAGGAGGCUGAAGAAGACUUUGGUGCAAUUUAAUACCAUGAUUUUAAUCUCCAGACGUUUGAUUCAAAGGAGGAAGCACUGCCAGGAGUUAGAGGAAAGGAAACGAAGAAGGAGGUCCCUGGCCAGUGGUGACACAGAGAACAGUCCCAACCAAGGAAUGGACGUGGGACUGCUGGAGAUCCCUGCAGAGCUUGCUGCCCUCCUGCAGUUAGCUGAAGGUCAGUACCGAGCACAGGCCAACCAGAUAACUGAGGCAUUGCCUCCAGAAGUCAAGGUCAAAGAUGACCUUUCCCUCCCACCCACCAUCAACAGCUAUCCUUUCUCCUCCUUCAUUAAGUCACACUUCCAGCAGACAGAUUUCCCUGCCCCUGGUCAGCCUCUGCAGCACCCCUUAACUCGUCUGGAUGCUGAAUACCAGGAGAGCGCGCUUGAGAUCAACAAACUGAUUUUGCGGUUCAUUGGUGACAAGAAUCUCCAUGGCUGGCAAGAGGUACUUCUGGGCAACUACAUUGCUGGGAGAGGUUUGAAUAAUGUGGCUCUGCGCAAUGAAAUCUUCAGUCAGGUGGUUGCCCAGACAUGGAAAAACCCAGACAUGGAGCACAGCCAGCGAGCUUGGGUCCUGAUGGCGACUUUGCUGAGCUGCUUUGCCCCUUCACCAGCACUGGAGAAGCCGUUGCUGAAAUUUGUGUCAGAUCAUGGCAUGGAGGGCUACAAUGCUGUUUGUCAGCGCAAGAUCUUGACAGCAGCACAGCACACAGAGAUAGACUCUACAUUCUCUCGGGCCUACCCUCCCACUCAGCUGGAGUGGACUGCAAACCAGAGGAGAGGGAAGAUGGUGCUGGAUGUUCAUACCUUUAACGAGGAGAAGUUCUCAGCUGAGGUGGAGUCCUGGAUGACUGGGGAGCAGUAUGCAGGCUGGCUCCUGAGUGCAAGGGGCUGUGAUAAGAAGUCUCGAGGGUGGUCUAUCUCCAUGUUUACUGGCAACACAUGGCAGGACCUGCUGGGCUGUGACUUUGUGCUGGACCUCAUUGGAGAGAUGGAGGAGACCAGCAACCUCAGCAGCCCCUCUCAGUCCUCAGCUGAGUACCCCAUCACUCCUGAAAGGGACAGAAUCUUCUUCCAGAACUCUGACCUGGAUUCGAUCCCUCCUGCUCCAGGCAUCCGGGCCCCUACCUUCCCACCACCUAGCCUGCCUCCAGAAUUCAACCAUCUCCAUCCAGAUCCAAGAUUCAGAGAUGACCUGAGGACCCCUGUAGGCUUGGAUCACUAUGUGGAUGAUCUCUUCAGCACUGUGCUGCAUCAAGGCUCCAGAGUACCAGAUAUGGAGAACAGGGAGAUUCUGACUGGACGCAUGAAAGGAGGUGGGAAGAUUGGACCCACACAGAGAGGAAUCUUUCCUUCUACAGGCUUCUCUGGAAUAACUCAAGCACCAGUUUACCAGCCCAUGCCUUCGAUGAUGGGGAUGCCAGCAGCCAUGCCUAUCAUACCAGCGGCUGGUGGGAUUGCACCAGCCGUGGUUAUGCCCCAGCCUGUGGUUCCAGCUGCAGAUCCCAAUCAGUUAGCAGCACAACAGCAAGUCUUUAUCAACCAGCAAGCCAUGCUCAUGGCCCAGCAGAUGACCCUUCAAGCAAUGAGCAUUUCCCAGCAACAGCAGCAGCAGCAGCAACAGCAGCGGUGGCAACAGUCUCUUGAGAACUCAAGGCCAAGAGUCUCAAGUCCACCACAAGCCCAAGGCCCGGCUCCAGCCUCAGCCCCAGUCCCAGCCACUUCCCCAAAACCCAAGAAGCCUCCCAGCAGCCAGAAUGCUGCACCACCACCAAAGGCUCCAGAACCGCCAGCUAAGGCAGAAGAACUGGUUUAUGACUCCACGGAAGACGAGUUCUCCAACAGUGAAGAUGAUGACUAUCCUCGGGAAACUUUCCAGCAGAAGAGAGAAUAUUUUCAGAAGAUGGGAGAGCAACAGAUCCGAGUGAAGAAAGUCAGGCCUCCUUCCAAAACCUGGACCCCUCCAGCAAAUCCCCAGCCAAAGCAGGAGGAGGAGAAGGAAGAGGAGCAGGAGACAAGGGAAGAGGAGAAGCCUAGCCCUAAAACAGAGGCAGCUCCUGCUCCCCCUUUGCCACCUCCUGCGCCAAAGCCAAAAAAGCAGACACCAAAAGCGAAGAAGGAGCCAUUUGUAGUGAAGCCGUCAGGCCCUGAGUCACGGCCUGCACCCAGCCGGGAGAUCCGCAACAUCAUCAAAAUGUACCAGAGCAGGCCAGCCCCUGAGCCCCAGCCUAUCGAGCCUGUCAGAGUGUCCAAGCCAUUUAUGAAGAAGAAUGACCCCAAAAAUGAGGCUCUGGCCAAGCUGGGAAUGAUGAACCUCCCAUCUCCCAAAUCACCAUCCCCCCUGCCACAAGAGAAGAAAACACCUCCACCUCUCAAGCCUAAGCCAGGCUCAGCUUCCAGCUCUAUCAUGGAGAAGCAGUUGCCUCUCCUCUCCAUCUUCAGCCAGGAGAGUACCCCACCAGGUUCCCAGGCCCCUCCUGCCCCCCCUCCUCCCCCACCAUUGCCUUCGCCUCUCCUGCCUGGGAACCAAGGCUGGCAGGAAUCCACAGGGAAGGGCUCUGCUGUGACAGUAGCAGAAGAUGAUGGUAUCAAGACCCAGCUGUACAAGCUCACUACUAGUGUCAGCUUUUCCUAUGUCAACCCUGCCUGGAAAAUCUUUCUGCGCAAAGAGGUGUUUUACCCCAAAGAAAGUUUCAGUCACCCUUAUUGUCUGAACUUGCUGUGUGAACAGAUCAUGCGUGACACUUUCUCUGAUUCCUGCUUUCGGAUCUCCAGGGAGGAGAAGCGCAAGAUGAAAGACCUGCUGAUGGAGUUCCGGGUUGGCAACGAUGUCCAGUCCAUUCAGGAGGAUGGGAUAAAGAAGAGGAUUGUACUGGCUGCUCGGGAUAACUGGGCUAACUAUUUCUCCCGCCUUUUCCCAGUUCAUGGUGAAAGUGGAAGUGAUGUCCAGAUCCUGGGUGUUUCUCACCGGGGCAUGCGGCUGCUGAAGGUGGUGAAAGCAGCUGGCUAUAAUCCUGAGCACCUGAAGAUUCUUCGCAGCUACAGCUUUGCAGAUAUGCUGUCAGUGGAACUGAAGGGCAGCAAUGCCCUGGAGUUCUCUCUGAAGACAGAGCAGCUCUUCCUGCACUCUCCGAAGGCUCCAUGCAUCAAGGCCAUGGUGGAACUCUUCAUCCAGGAGCUGAGGCAGGAUACCAACUACGUCGUUGCUCUGCGCAGCUACGUUGCGGAUGACAAGAGCCUUCUUAGCUUCAAGAAGGGCGACCUCAUUGAGUUACUGCCCAUGCAAGGCGUGGAGCCAGGCUGGCAGUUCGGCUCCACUGGUGGCCGCUGUGGUAUUUUCCCCACCAGCCUGGUGCAAUUGGCUGCAGCCCCUGAUUACCUCAGCACCAGCAUGGACAGACGUGGAGGGCUGCGGAAGAGCAUGAAAGCUUCCCCAGAGAGCAGGAACACCAGCAGGGAGAGCUCUGUUCCCAGCCUGGCAUCAGAACCCAACAGCAUCACGUUAGUCCCUGCUGGUGAUCAUUAUACCAUGAUGGACUUCGCCACAGCCUACUUCCGAGAGGCUCAGUCCACGCAGAGACCGAAGGGGAUGUCUGCUGAAAAGAAGAGUGCAGCUGACCUGGUCCGGCACACCAAGAUCCCAAUCCAGGAGUCUUUGCUCUGGUACUCUGACAGUGAGCUGAAUGAGCUUGCUACAAAGAACUUCAAGACUCUGAUGCGGUUCAUGGGAGAUCAAUCAAAACUCAAGAACCAGAAUGAGGCUGAAUGCAUCUAUGAAAUCCUUCAGCUGUGCAAGGAGAAGGAGAGUUUGCAUGAUGAGGUCUACUGCCAGGUCAUCAAACAGGUCACCCACAACCCUAACCAGGAGAGCAUGCUGCGUGGUUGGUUGCUCCUAAACCUGCUAACUGGGUACUUUCUCCCUUCUAACAUCCUGAUGCCCUAUGCCACCAAGUUUCUGCAGCUAGCCAGCAGUGAUCCGUCUAGCACCCACCAUGAUAUAGCCAAGAUCUGUCAGAGCAACCUGCGGAAAAAUUUCAUGUACGGGGGCCGUCGCCACCUUCCUUUCCCUGUGGAGACAGAGGCAUUGCUGAAGGGGCACAGUGCCCGCCGGCUAGCGAUACUGAUGCCUGGAGGCGUGGAAUACCUCACCAGAAUCAAGACAUUCACUGUGGCCAAGGAGCUCUUGCAGGAGAUCUGUGAGCAGAUGGGGGUAGGCGAACAGGAAGAGAUACAGGAAUUUGUUCUUUUUGCCAUCAGGAGUGACAGCAAUGAUCUUGAUAAAAUGGUGAGGCCGAUAAGAUCGGAGGAGUAUCUUCAUGAUUACCUGCUGGAGGACAAGUUGGUCGCUGUGACGUUACGCAGGCUCAUCUGGAGGACACCUCUGCACUUUGAGAACAAAAUUUAUACUGAUGUCCAUUAUGGACAGAUACUGUGGGAUUACCUGAAUGGGAGGAUACUGUUGAGCCACAGUAAAGAAAUGGAGAUGCAGGUGGGCAUUUUGGCAAUGCUCCAGCACUGGGCCAAAACAGAGCAGCAGAACUCUGCUCUCUCCGGGGAGGAGCUGAAGGAGUACACGCCAAAGACCCUGCAGUCCUCCAUCAGACCCCAGGCUCUGCAGAACCAUGUUGGCAUGCUGCUGAGAACCAGGCCGCCCCUCCAGCCAGUGGAUGCAAAAAUCCAGUUCAUAGAGCAUGUGAUGAAAUUGCCUUUCUUUGGCUACAACACCUACUUUGUAGAGAGAGUCAGCGACGACACAAUCCUUGUACCCUGUUUCUUUGGCGUGAAUAAAGAGGAGAUCAUUGUGGUGGAUGGCACCACCCAGGCGGUCUCCUGCGUCAUUCCAUUGAAAGAGCUGCAGAACAUGCGAACCCUGCGGCCUGUCUCUGAUGGUGGGCUUCCCGGCAUAGAACUGAACUAUGGCUCGGCUGCCAGCCCCAAGACUAUGUGGCUUGAACUGUCACAGGCUAAAGAAAUGUAUCACACGAUUGUUGCCAUCCUGGAUAAAACAGAGUUGCACCACUAGAGCCUAAGAGGAGGAGAAUGACCAUGCAAAA